AUGGGACCUGCUGACAGCUUUUCUCCAUUUCAUACAGAAAAGAGAACUAUUCCUGCUAACACCUUUCAUUCUAGUGAAUACUUGACAAUGAAGGGCAGGAGUGACAUACAGCUUUCCUCUGAGCUAUCCGAGGAGGAAGACAAUAUGUACGAGACUGUAAAUUCUUCAGUGCUGGAGGCCAUUCAUUCUUUGAGAAUCCUUCCUGCCAAACCUCUACAAGAAUCUGAAUAUGCGGACACACGCUGCUUAAGGCCUUCAGGUACCACUUCCCCAAAGAGCGAGAGCCCAUCUCAGCCCCCUCAACACUCAGCCAUUCACACAUUCGAUCCGGAGGGAAGAACAGUGCCAAAUGUAAGAGGAGGAAGAAUGAAAACACAUGGAUACCAGGAGCCUACACCUCCCCCACGGCCUCUGAAGAUGCUGCCAAAGCAGUAUCAGCCCCUUCCUCCAGAGCCAAGAAUAAGCAGCCAGGUCUUGCACAAGAGGAACACGCUCAGCCGAGAUCCCACCUUUCCAAUAUCAGCAAAAGUCACAAGACAUUCAUCUGUUAAGGAAUCAAAUAAAGCACCUGGAAGAGAGCAAGUUACAAGUUUGGGGAAAAAACCUGAAGUACCUUUUCAAGCACAAAAGCAUCCUCCUGAAGCCAGCCCUCAAUGUACAUGGAGCUCUAAAAACAUUUGCAGAUCAGGUUCCACAUUAAGCGUAGAUAAUUUGAUAGUGAAGAAGCCACCACCUCCUACAUCAUAUGCAGCAUGCAAAAAUAAAUCAAAACACUUGCUCGUAGAAGAGGAAAUGCAAUCUCUUACCAAACCCACUGAAAAGGAUUUAAACAAAUGUGAGUGGUACGUUGGAGAAUAUGAUCGCCAUAAAGCAGAGAAGAUAUUGUUACAGAAAAACACUGAUGAGACAUUCUUGGUUAGAGAUUGUUCAAAGAAAUCAAAGGCUGAACCAUACGUUUUGGUUGUUUAUUAUGGAAGAAGAGUAUACAACAUUAAAGUACGGUUUCUGGAAGAAAGCCAACAAUAUGCCUUGGGAACAGGGCUCAGAGGAGAGUGUAAAUUUAAUUCCGUGGAAGAGAUCAUUGACUUCUACAAAUCCGUUCCAAUAACGCUCAUUGACGGAAAGGAUCAGUCAGGAAACCACAGAGAACAAUGCUACCUCACACAUCCAUUCAAGUCCUGCUGACCCUUUCUGCCUCGCUGUCGCUGAUUCAUCCGUACAGAUAUAAAUAGAACACUUAUUGAAACACCCCAAAAAUCAGAUUCGCCUCUUGAGCAAGGAGCUCCCACUAAUAUAUUGAAGAACUACAGAUCUAUUCCAUUUUUUGAUUGUUGCAUUUUCAUUCUGAGGAUACAAGUAAAGAAUAUGUCAACAUAUUCAUUCACAGGAAGGUGUUGAGACCGACUCCUGAUACCUUAACAAUGACUGACCAAUUUGCUUAUCUUGCACUCUAUCUUCUAACUUCAAAUGAAAGUAAAAUUUGCCCUUGCCUACUUAAAUGUCACUUAAACUCUGCUAAGUAGCAAAACCUAAGAAAGUAUACCACAGUCAUUAAAUAAAUAUUCUUGCUUUUAAAAAUACAUAUGAAAUACUGUGUGCCAGAGUUCUCACUGUCUAACAAUUUCAUGUGGUGUGCAUAUGUUUGCUCAGCAACAAGCUGUGCUCAGCUGCCACUGAAGUUAGUUAGUGUCAGUUGAUGCUUAUAGACACUGGAGAUUUAAAACUAGCUGUAAUUAUGUAAAUUCUAUUAUUCAAUGAGCACUUACUCUUCAGCUUAAGUAGCAGAUACUUGUAUACCAUACCUGAGCCUUCAAACACUUACAUAGUAGGACCAUUAUGCAAACAGUCAUUUUGA
This is a messenger RNA of Onychostruthus taczanowskii (white-rumped snowfinch), 1855 nucleotides long. It is a transcript of the gene CLNK, whose product is annotated as cytokine dependent hematopoietic cell linker. NCBI's taxonomy places the organism in Eukaryota, Metazoa, Chordata, Aves, Passeriformes, Passeridae. Gene Ontology annotation, biological process: cell surface receptor protein tyrosine kinase signaling pathway; intracellular signal transduction. The record is from RefSeq and is a predicted model, not a curated record. Bases 1 to 1185 code for a protein of 394 amino acids. The transcript is spliced from 15 exons.